AAGGUCGGGGCUCAUAUAAAAAUGUUGUUCAUUGGUCAACGUUUAAUGAGGCUAUCAAGGUUGAAGAUUGGUUGAAUUGCUCACAAAAAUGUGUAUAUUUGACUACUCGUUCCUAUUUAUUUAGCCCUACAGUAACAGUAUAAAGGAAAACAACGAAUACUAAUUCGUUUCUUUAAUGGGAUGAUUGUUACACUAUAUUUUUAAGUGACAAAAAGGGUCACGUAUAUGUUUUGAUCUAAUGCAAAGCAUGUUGACAAAGCGCUUUAAUGUUGCUGUGGGUCUGUUUGAACAGCGACUGGAUCACAAACAGCACGUCGGUGUGCAGUUUGCGUUUUCGUUUUGAGUUGACGUGCGGUACGCGCAGAAUGAAACCCACGUGAGCAGACACCGUGCUUUCAGUCUCUGCUUUCCUAUUGCCUGCUCUAAACUAAUGUUUUAUUAAUCACGUAGGGGCGUGGCUUUGUAGUUGUAUCCCGUAAAAGCUGGAUUUGACAACUACAUUUUUAGGCGUAUACAACAACUUUGACACCACACGUUUCUCUGAGUUUCUCAAAUUUCGCCAUUGAUCGUGAUUUGUCGAACGCAAGCAAAACGGGACAUGUCCGUGUUUUUAAAUAUGAACACGUGGGCGGGGUUAUGAUAAAGGGGCGGGGUCGAACUGUCUGUACAAUGGCUCGAAAUGUUGACUGAACACCAAAAACCGCCAUCUUGUCGUGACUCCUCUACGUGCGUGGAAGAUUUAAAAAGGGGGGGUCCAGUCACGUCUUUUUUUAAUUUUAUUAUUUUUGAUGAGGUGUGAAGGUCGGAUCCCGAACAGAAGCUUUUAAUCCGGCUAGUUAGUGUUUUUAAAUUAGUUUCAGCCAUUGCUUGUGGAACCGACAAUACAGCGAUCAGAGAUGAGCAUCGAGACGCUCUUAGAGGCGGCGAAGUUUUUGGAAUUGCAAGCCCAGCAACAACAGAAAACACGUGAAGAAAAUGAGCUUCAGGAAAAGCGACGUCGUGAACAGGAGGCUGAUAAACGAAGAGUCGAAGUGAACUCUUAUACUCACCCUGUACGAAUUAACCACAUGACCCGGCUGGAGGAAUCCGUUCCUGAGCAUCGCCAUAUAACCGCACCGGCCCCUCCUUUCCCCCCCACUGUGCCCAUCACUGUCAUCCCCAUCCCAUUGGUAUCCUCCGCUCCCACCGCACUCCCUACAUCUAUCAGCCCCUCGAUAGCACCAUGCCUGACUCCACCCAAAAAAGAUGUCCACUCUCUGCCAAAGCAGCAGGCGCUUCACCAGCAUCCCCUCAUCUCGUCUCAGGUCAAAGCUGAGCCCAUAUCACUAUUUCAGUUCAACGGCAACAAUCCGCAACCACCUCAGCAGCUCCAACCGUACCCGGGCUCCAUCAUCACAGCUACCCAAAAUGCACUUCUCCCCCAUUCUGGACUUCCUUUGACCCAACCCAGCCCUGCAGCCAGAGGCAGCCCACCCGAUGACCACCAUAAUAUAGAUGGGAAGAAAAGACCUGGAGGGGCAGGAACAAGAGAAGUACACAACAAACUCGAAAAGAACAGACGGGCUCAUUUAAAGGAGUGUUUCGAUACCCUUAAGAAGAAUAUCCCUAAUGUUGAUGAAAAGAAGACCUCUAAUCUGAGCGUUUUAAGAAGUGCACUGAGAUACAUUCAGACUCUAAAGAGGAAGGAGAAGGACUACGAGCAUGAGAUGGAGCGUUUGGCAAGGGAGAAGAUCGCUCUGCAACAGAGAUUGGACGAGUUAAAGAAUGAACUAAGUCAGCGAUUGGACGUUAUGGAGAUUGAUCGUGUUCUCCGUCAGACUGUCCAACCUGAUGAUGACCAGGCCUCUACAUCCACCGCCUCAGAAGGUGAAGACAACAUUGAUGAAGACAUUGAAGAUGAAAGCUUGUCAGCUACGCACAAUGCCUUACCCAAAGUGCCUCCUGCGCCUCAUCCAGAGUUUAAAAAGUCCCGGCCUGCUUCUUCCCUCAUAGCACAGCACGUUUCUAUUUCACAGAAGCUAUGUAUGACUUUACCCCCCGUUCCUUCGGCUCAGCUCUCCCCUGUCGUCGCCGCGGGCCCAAUCACAGCUCCAGCUCUGUCGCCGACACCAGCACAGGCUCCCAACGCCCCCGCCUUCGUUUCAGCCAUCCAGCAGCCGCAUGCAGUGGUGACCCCGCAGACCCUACCUCCAGCCCACACUCGCAUAAUGACCGCAUCCAGCCUCCAACCCACCGUCAUCGCUCACGCCGGGUCGGCAUCGCACACCUCCGUCAUCCAUACUGUCAACCAUGUCAUCCAGUCGGGCUCCAAGCAUGUGGCCCAUAUUACCCCCUCCAGUUCCGUACAGCUGGCUUCAGGAUCUCAAUCUAUCAGCCACAUCACGGUACACCCGGUUGCCCACCUUCCUACAAUCUACCCUCAGCCUGUGGCGGUCACGCAGCCCACCGUCAUGGGCCACAUCACACACACGUUCUCUCACGGCCAGUUGAAUGGCACGUCUGUCCCCAGCACGUCAGCCACCAUGGUGGGCAAGCAGACGGCCAUAGGUGCUCAGAUGGUCACCCAUCACCCUCACUUAGUCGGACAGACCAUCCUUAACCCGGUUACCAUGGUGACCAUGCCCUCCUUCCCAGUCAGCACGCUAAAGCUGGCAUGAAUCGAUACUGAUGCCUGGAUGAGUACAGACACAGAUUGGUCAAAAGGUGAUGCCCCCACCCAUCCCACAAUAAUGCUGCAUUGCAAUCAAAAUGAACUAUUGAGCUACAGUACAUUCCAAAUGACAAGAAAGUAUUAAAAAAAACCUUUAUAAAGACUCAAAGCAAAACAGAGAAAUUUAUUGAAUGUCUAUUGCUAUACAAUGAUGAUUUAUAAUAACGGAAAAAAAGAGAAUUUCUAUCUUUAUUUGUGGGAAGGGGCAGAAUUUGAUGUUUAGAGUACUCAUGUGCUACUUAGUGUAUGUUUUAGGCCCUAUAGUGGAAUCAAUAAUAAUGGAAAUGGGAUCAGAUGAAAUCGAUUCUAGGUCUGACUGCUUGCGAAUGGUUUGAUAUCGCACACUUUUUACACCUCAUAGACUUUUAGGUAAACCAGGAAAACAGUUUUAUCUGUCACAAAUCUCAACCAAAACCUCCUUACGUCCCUACAGUUCUGUCUUAAAGGAACAGUUCACUCAAAAAUGAAAAUUUGCCAUUUACUUUCCGUCAUGUUGUUUCAAACAUGUAUGCUUAAUAUUGUAUGAAUCUUCUCUAUAUCCCGCACUGAUGCGAAUAACAUCCAAACUACUGCACAUUGAAGAGCCACAACAAAGAUGAGGAUUUGCAUUAUAGUCAGGUCUGUAGCUUUAAAAGACUGCACACUACAUUUAUGGUGCUUUUAUUUACAUUUUAUGAAUUUGGACGGGAGACUCUUUUAUCCAAAUCGACUUGCGGUGCUAAUGCAAUGCUCUACCAAUUGAGCUACAGGAAUGUUGAACUGUCAUCGUAUAGAGAAAAUAUCAAGAAAAAAAGAAGUUUAAUAAAUGUAAUUAAUAGCAGAAUUUUUCUUAUUUUUGAGUGAACUUUACCUUUAAUAUCACGUCACCUGUUCUGCCUUCGUUCAAACCAUAUAGUUAUGCUUCAUUCGAAACACCAUGUAAGUGAGAUUUUUCCCACUACAGAUGAAGUAACGGCUGGAUUUUCUCACAUUAGAAGUACUAAGUCACAUUGAAACAUUAAUGUAACUUAAUUCUUUAGAACUUUGCAAUUGUCUGUUAAAUAUAAAAAAAUAUCCGGGUUGAAGUGGGAAUUAUCGAAUUUCCGAGAGCAUGUGAAGGCAGCAUUAAUGCCAGACUAGCGUCAUUAUCAGUAAUCAACCAUUUAGUUGACUGCAAUACACUGAGCACAUUUCAGAUGCUUCUGUAUGAAAUUAUUAUUUUGUACUCUAGCUGGUAUAGAGUCUUGUGUUUUGUGACUGUCACUCGAAUAGUUUGAGGGAGUUUGACAGCAGUGCCUUUUCAAUCUGCAGUCCUCUUGUAUGUUCACGCCCCCUUAUGUUCUCUGUUUGCAACUGCACUCAUUCAGAAAAUAAGUUAUUCACCUAUUUAAAUCUAGAUACGUGGUAUAUGAAUUGCUUCGAGGAAUAAACAAAUAUUAAAUAGAUAUUCGUUUGUGGAAGUUUUGCAAAGAAGUUGAACAUUUCUUGAUGUCACUGUGAAUGUAUUCCAGCGUUAAGACAUGAGGCAGACAACGGCUCAUCUUGCCAUUGGUGAAAAAUGUUGGUUUGUUUUAGGUAGUAAAAGACUGCAAUCAGAAGUGGUUAUUUUUUAUUUUUCUUGGGUACAUGUAGCAGAUGUCGUGAGUGUUACGUUUAUAAGUGUGUUUGUGGAAUGAAAAUGCAUUUUUUUUUAGGUAAGAAAACUCACAUGGGCAUUAUGUCAGCUUUGACUAAUGUCGUUUCGAUGGAGAUGAAAGGUGGAUGUAUGUCACCUUGUAUUCCUUAAUGAAAUAAUUUCACGCAUUUAUGUUGAUGUCAGAAUGUUUUAAACGCGCUGUCUGUAGAGAGAUUUGAUUUUAAAAGAACACUGUGAUAUAGUUUGGCUGUCCCGUAUGAGCAAACCAGGUUUACAAAUCAGCUUAGUGUUUUAUUGUGCAAGUCCCUUCAUUUGUUUUGCUUUUGCAAGCAUGUGCGUGUAACUAAAUUCAUUAGACUUCUUUUUAUGAUUUUUUUGUCAGGGUUUAGUUUUGUGUAUUUACACGCAGUAGAAUGUACACAACUGUUGAUCACUUCUUCUACAUAGACGUAUUCUACAGAAAAGAUGUGGCUGUUUUCGCAUGUAACAUUAGAUGGAUGAUUCAUGUUCUGUGGUAACUCUUAAAAUAUGUUUAUACAUUUCUGAGACCAUGGACAGUACUGUAUAUGUUGGGGCAAUUUUUCUGACCUCUUUCCACACUGAUAUUAUAUAUACAGUACAUGCAUAUAUAUAUUUAGUGUGUUUUCCCUAUGGAGAAAGUUUAAGUUGUAUAUAGCCUGUAAAUUUGGGGCUGCGUAUAGAUCUAACUGUCCAAUGUUAUAAAUAAAAAGAAAAUAAAUAAAAGAGAACAAAUGCUAAAUAAAAAUAAAUCUUGAUACCUUUA
Triplophysa dalaica is the source of this 5109-nucleotide messenger RNA. RefSeq names its product MAX network transcriptional repressor a (gene mnta). The transcript has 6 exons. Lineage: Eukaryota; Metazoa; Chordata; Actinopteri; Cypriniformes; Nemacheilidae. Gene Ontology annotation, molecular function: protein dimerization activity; DNA-binding transcription factor activity, RNA polymerase II-specific; RNA polymerase II cis-regulatory region sequence-specific DNA binding. The record is from RefSeq and is a predicted model, not a curated record. The coding region runs from base 897 to 2657 and encodes 586 amino acids. Gene Ontology annotation, biological process: regulation of transcription by RNA polymerase II.